Molecule: messenger RNA, 901 nt
Organism: Setaria italica (foxtail millet)
Lineage: Eukaryota; Viridiplantae; Streptophyta; Magnoliopsida; Poales; Poaceae
Product: 60S ribosomal protein L13a-4
Exons: 3
Coding region: 57-659 (200 amino acids)
Biological process (GO): translation; negative regulation of translation
Cellular component (GO): ribosome; cytosolic large ribosomal subunit
Molecular function (GO): mRNA binding; structural constituent of ribosome
Source: RefSeq, a predicted model, not a curated record
CCGCCACCUCGCCACCACAGCAACCCCCCGCCGCCGGAGCCCGGAGGGAAGUCAGGAUGGUGUCGGGGUGCGUGGUGGUGGACGCCCGGGGCCACAUGAUGGGUCGGCUGGCGUCGGCCGUGGCCAAGGAGCUCCUCAAGGGGCAGCGGGUGGCGGUGCUGCGCUGCGAGGAGAUGACCCUCUCCGGCGGCCUGGUGCGCCAGAAGAGCCGGUUCCUCCGCUUCCUCCGCAAGCGGAUGAACACCAAGCCCUCGCACGGCCCCGUCCACCACCGCUCCCCGGCACGCAUCUUCUGGCGCGCCGUCCGCGGCAUGGUCCCGCACAAGACCGCGCGCGGGGAGGCCGCGCUCGCCAGGCUCCAGGCCUUCGACGGCGUCCCGCCGCCGUACGACCGCACCAAGCGCAUGGUCAUCCCCGACGCGCUCAAGGUCCUGCGGCUGCAGAAGGGGCACAAGUACUGCCUGCUCGGGGAUCUCUCCAAGGAGGUCGGCUGGAACUACCAAGACACCAUCAGGGAACUGGAGGAGAAGAGGAAGGAGAAGGCGAAGGUUGCAUAUGACAGGAAGAAGCAGUUGGCCAAGCUUCGCGUCAAGGCUGAGAAGGUGGCCGAGGAGAAGCUCGGCUCUCAGCUGGAUGUUCUGGCACCAGUCACAUAUUAGGAAUGGAAUCAAGUUAUACCCCUAUGUAGAUUGCGAGGUUCCUUUUAAAUUGCUCUGGAUAGGAGUUGUUAAUGGUUCCUUGUCUGGAAUUUUGCAUUAGGGAGUCCCUAUACCUAUAUAUGUAUGUAGUAUGAGACCUGUCUUGGAACAGAAUGGGUUUAUACCCGUGAUUGUGAGGUAUGAAAUUUCUGGUUGAAUUGUAUAGAUUUGAAAUUGUAUCGGCCGCAUCCCUGGUUUUGUCA